AUGAAGGGAAUCGGAAAGGCUUUCGCGCGCGCGCCGCACAUGAUCGGAAGUAAGGUUGGGAUGGGCAAACAGAGCGUCGAUGCCGAGACGAACGAGCUUGUCAGGAAGUUCAGCGGUCUCGAAGAGUACACCGCAAAGCUUGUCAAGGACUCGAGCAGCUUCCGCGACAGCGUCGCUAGCAUGCUCACGUCCGGCGCCGGCUUCGCAACGGCCUUCUCGACCCUCUUCAACCCGCUCGUCGACGAAGGCUCGCUCACCGCCCGCCACCCCGAGGCCGAGACGACCCUGCGCAACAUCGACCACUACCACGAGCUCAUGGCCGAGUUGCGCGAUGCGAUCCAGCCUGAACUCGAGCUGGUUGACGCGAGGGUCACGGCCCCUCUCAAAGAGUACCAGGAGCUGCUUAAGAAGAUUCGCAAGACUAUCACGAAGCGCGAGCACAAGCUCGUCGACUACGACCGCCACAACAACUCCUACAACAAGCUGAAGGACAAGAAGGAGAAGUCGCUUUCGGACGAGAAGAACCUCUUCAAGUACGAGCAGGAACUCGAAAUUGCGACGCAGGAGUAUGAGCACUACAAUAACAUGCUCAAGGCGGAGAUUCCGCACUUCAUCGCGCUCUCGACGAGCCUCAUCUCGCCCAUCUUCCAGACUUUCUACUACAUCGAGAUUGGCAUCCUCUACACCCUUCUCGAGAAGAUGCAGGCUUUCGCGACUUCGACGUACGGCGCCGACGCUCUCGCGACUGACGGCCUCGAGACGAUGCACUACGAGCGCAUGGGUGAUGUGCCCGAGCGGAUCGAGGCUUUGAGCAUCACCAAGCGAUUCACUUCGACCGCCAAGUUCAUGUCGCAGCACCGCGCCAACUCUGGCUCCGAGACCGGCUCGCUUCACCGCGCCAGCUCGACCUACUCCUCCUCCUCCCUCGGCCGCAGCGGCACCUCUUCCUCCUUUGCUCGACCUGGCGCGAGCGACGCUGCUCCUCCCGCGUACUCGCCACCCGCCGUCAGCCCCGGCUUGGCGGGCAAGAGGCCGCCGCCGCCUCCUCCGCCUGGUCGACCCGGCGCGGCGGCGAAGAAGGAGUACGUCACGGCGCUGUACGACUAUACCGCGCAGGCCGGCGGCGACUUGUCGUUCCAGGCGGGCGACAGGAUCGAGAUCGUCAAGCGCACCGAGUCGGACCAGGACUGGUGGACCGGGCGGCUCAACGGACAGGAGGGGCAGUUCCCCGCCAACUACACGCAGCUCUGA
Rhodotorula toruloides NP11 is the source of this 1251-nucleotide messenger RNA. RefSeq names its product BAR adaptor protein. Lineage: Eukaryota; Fungi; Basidiomycota; Microbotryomycetes; Sporidiobolales; Sporidiobolaceae. The record is from RefSeq and is a predicted model, not a curated record. Gene Ontology annotation, cellular component: Rvs161p-Rvs167p complex; actin cortical patch; mating projection tip. The coding region runs from base 1 to 1251 and encodes 416 amino acids. Gene Ontology annotation, biological process: plasma membrane tubulation; endocytosis; actin cortical patch localization. Gene Ontology annotation, molecular function: protein binding; lipid binding. The transcript has 10 exons.